AUGUCGUCUCCUUUGAAUGCUAUUAAGAUGCGAAGAAAGAAGAAUGUCAAGAAGGGUAUCCAGUUCUGUUUGAUGGUCUGUGGUGCAUCAGGCACAGGAAGAACCACUUUCGUGAACACUUUAUGCGGCAAAAAGGUCCUCUCUGGCAAGGACGCCGACGAUGCGACAACUGCUCAUGUCGAGGAAGGUGUCAAGAUUAAGCCAACCACAGUUGAGCUGGAAUUAGAUGAAGAAGGAACCCGUAUUUCACUCACAAUUGUCGACACACCUGGCUUUGGAGACCAAAUCGACAAUGAGGCAAGUUUUGGAGAGAUUGUUGGCUAUCUUGAGAGACAAUACGACGAUAUUUUGGCAGAAGAAUCCCGUAUCAAGCGUAAUCCUCGUUUCCGCGACAAUCGUAUCCAUGCAUUACUUUAUUUCAUCACCCCUACCGGCCACGGCCUUCGCGAAUUAGAUAUCGAGCUUAUGAAGCGUCUCUCCCCUAGAGUUAAUGUUAUUCCAGUUAUCGGAAAGGCCGAUUCCUUGACACCCGCUGAACUUGCAGAAUCAAAAAAGCUUGUUAUGGAGGAUAUCGAGCACUAUAGAAUUCCUGUCUACAACUUUCCUUACGACAUCGAGGAGGACGAUGAGGAUACAGUCGAGGAGAAUGCUGAGCUUCGUGGUUUGAUGCCAUUCGCUAUCGUAGGAUCAGAAGAUGUUGUUGAGAUUGGUGGACGUCAAGUUCGUGCAAGACAAUAUCCAUGGGGUGUUGUAGAGGUUGAUAACCCAAGACAUUCCGACUUCCUUGCCAUUCGAAGUGCCCUUCUACACAGUCAUUUAGCAGAUUUGAAGGAAAUAACCCACGAUUUCCUUUAUGAAAACUACCGUACUGAGAAGCUUAGCAAGAGUGUUGAAGGUGGUAGUGGAGGUGAUGCUUCUAUGAACCCUGAGGACCUGGCCUCUCAAUCUGUCCGCCUAAAGGAAGAGCAACUCCGCCGUGAGGAGGAGAAGCUCAGAGAGAUUGAGAUCAAGGUGCAACGAGAGAUUGAGGCGAAGAGACAAGAGUUAUUGGCUCGUGAGAGUCAAUUGAAGGAGAUUGAGGCUAGAAUGCAACGCGAGCAAACUGCUCAUCUUGAAGCAACCAAUGGAACGCAUACGUCAGCGGAUGCUGAAGCUUAAUGGUGAUGAUGUACAGGGGAAAUGUGUUUAUGCGUAAAAACAUGGAUGGAUGACUGGUGGCGAUGGAGAGGCCUGUCGAUUGCUGCAUACGCUUUCGUUCGGAUUUCUGGGGCUGGGGAUUUUUCUUUUUGCAGGUCGUUGACGGCGCUGCAUUUAUUCUGGCUCCUCAAAAAGCUAAUACCGUAGUUUCUUAUUGCCUUCUAAUGUGCAGCUAAAUCGAUAUUUAUUUCUUAUUAGGUCAAUAAUUCUUGAAAACAACAAAGCUACCUACCUUGAUGUACAUGAUAUUUUCAGUGAUGUGCUUUUUGUCUUAUGCUUGAGUGUGGUGAACAUCAUGCGUGCAAAAGUUUAAUGUCGUAAAUUGACAUGU
Messenger RNA from Botrytis sinoallii, 1528 nucleotides. RefSeq lists its product as uncharacterized. Gene Ontology annotation, biological process: cytoskeleton-dependent cytokinesis. Gene Ontology annotation, cellular component: septin complex; cell division site; microtubule cytoskeleton. Gene Ontology annotation, molecular function: GTPase activity; GTP binding; molecular adaptor activity. The coding region runs from base 1 to 1158 and encodes 385 amino acids. The record is from RefSeq and is a predicted model, not a curated record. The transcript has 7 exons. NCBI's taxonomy places the organism in Eukaryota, Fungi, Ascomycota, Leotiomycetes, Helotiales, Sclerotiniaceae.